Molecule: messenger RNA, 1452 nt
Organism: Fragaria vesca subsp. vesca
Lineage: Eukaryota; Viridiplantae; Streptophyta; Magnoliopsida; Rosales; Rosaceae
Exons: 9
Coding region: 1-1452 (483 amino acids)
Cellular component (GO): plasma membrane
Source: RefSeq, a predicted model, not a curated record
AUGAGGCAAAGUGUCUCUUAUAGUCUAAACCUGCUCACUCUUAGUCUGCUUUUCAGUCAAUUUUUCAUUUGGGUUAUUAUGAAUAACAUCUCUGUUGGAGAAUUUAUUGGAUUUUAUGACUACAUUGUCAUAUGGGAUCAGUGCAUUGGAUUCAACUUCGAUUUUCUAAGUGUUGUAUUCAUGGGUGUAUAUGAGUGCCAUUGUGGGUUAGUUGGUGAUGCGGAAGCAAUGGCUCCUGAUAUCUCUUCCAGUGUGAACCCUCAACCUUUUCUGCCUUUAUUAGCGCCUUCACCAUUGACACCAUUCACAAAUGAUAGCAUUCCAACAUUAUCAGGUCUCUGUACAUUGAAUUUUUCAGUUGUCGGUGAUCUGAUGAGCAAAACAGCCACCGACUGCUGGGCCUUUUUUGCGCCUGUAUUGGCUAAUGUAGUGUGUUGUCCUCAGCUUGAGGCCACCUUGACGACUCUUAUAGGGCACUCCAGUAAAUACUCUAGGAUGCUGUCUUUGGAUACAACUCAUGCAAAACACUGCCUCUCAGAUGUUGAGAAGAUCCUAGAGAGUCAAGGAGCCAAUAAGACUAUUCAAAAGAUAUGCUCAAUUCAACCAGAAAACCUCACUGAAGCCUCUUGCCCUGUUAUGGAGGUUGAUACGUUUGAGAGCAUUGUGGAUUCUUCGAAACUACUUGCUGCUUGCCAAAAAGUUGAUCCUGUCAAUGAGUGUUGUCAGGAAGUUUGCCAAAAUGCCAUAUUAGAUGCUUCUAGAAAACUUGCUGAUAUUGGUAUUGCUGCAAAUUUGGAAGGUGUCCAUGCUGUACCUCAACAGUCAUCCAGGAUAGACGAUUGUAAGAAUAUUGUGCUGCGAUGGCUAGCGAGUAACCUUGAUCCUUCUUCUGCAAAUAAGGUCCUUAGAGGACUAUCAAAUUGCAAAGUAAAUAAAGUGUGUCCUCUUGUUUUCCCCAACAUGACACGUGUUGUGAAAGAAUGUGCAAAUAUGAUAACAAGCCAGGCCUCCUGUUGUAAAGCAAUGGAUAGUUAUGUUUCCCAGUUGCAAGAGCAGAGCUUUAUUACAAACUUGCAGGCCUUAAAUUGUGCUGCGUCACUUGGAGUGAAGUUGCAGAAAGCUAAUGUAUCCAAUAAUGUUUAUCAACUUUGUCACAUAAACCUCAAGGACUUUUCUCUUCAAGUUGGAUCACAAGAGUAUGGCUGCCUUCUGCCAAGCCUGCCUACAGAUGCAACAUUUGACAAAACUUCGGGAGUCAGCUUCAUUUGUGAUCUAAAUGACAACAUUGCAGCUCCGUGGCCCUCUUCAUUUUCUGAACCUCCAUCGACAUGCAACAGAACUACCAAAAUCCCAGCAGUACCCAAAGCAACAUCUGCACAAAGCGGCCUGUACAAGAAUUUGAUGCUUCCUUCUUUCUUUUCCUCCUUGGUGGUUCUCAAGCUGCUUCUCUGA